Episyrphus balteatus (marmalade hoverfly) is the source of this 2130-nucleotide messenger RNA. RefSeq names its product importin subunit alpha-7 (gene Kap-alpha1). Gene Ontology annotation, biological process: NLS-bearing protein import into nucleus. The record is from RefSeq and is a predicted model, not a curated record. Gene Ontology annotation, molecular function: nuclear import signal receptor activity; protein binding. The coding region runs from base 111 to 1667 and encodes 518 amino acids. The transcript has 8 exons. Gene Ontology annotation, cellular component: cytoplasm; nucleoplasm; nucleus. NCBI's taxonomy places the organism in Eukaryota, Metazoa, Arthropoda, Insecta, Diptera, Syrphidae.
AAAAUUUCCAGUCUCCACUUUAGAAAGGGAAAGAAUUUCCUAGUCUAGUUUGCAGGUUCUUACACUCGCGUGUUGUAAUUCUCUGUGAAAAUUUAACAAAAAUUUAAAAGAUGUCGACAACUCACAGACACCGAUAUAAAAAUGUUGGAUUGGAUUCGAGCGAGAUGCGCCGCCGAAGGGAGGAGGAAGGCAUCCAAAUCCGAAAACAAAAACGUGAACAACAAUUGAUCAAACGAAGAAAUGUCGAUGUGCCAGUUAAUAUGGAAAGUGACAAUAUUCAGGAGGAAGAAAUGCAAAUGCAACAAAACUCAAUCAUCAAAAAGGAAAUGAUCGAUCCUUUGUAUAGUGACGAUGAGAGUGUUCAAUUGAUAACAACUCAGAAAUUUAGGAAACUCUUAUCGAGAGAUCCUAAUCCACCGAUUGAGGAAGUCAUUCAAAAGGGUAUUGUUCCACGUUUUGUGACGUUUUUAAAAAAUAACUCAAAUGCUUCAUUGCAGUUUGAAGCUGCAUGGACAUUAACAAAUAUAGCAUCAGGAACAUCACAACAAACUAAAAUUGUUAUUGAAGCUGGAGCUGUACCAAUAUUUAUUGAAUUACUUUCUAGUCCACAUGACGAUGUACAAGAACAAGCUGUAUGGGCACUUGGCAAUAUUGCAGGUGAUUCGUCUGUUUGCCGGGAUCACUUGCUUAAUUCUGGCAUACUUCCACCUUUAUUGCAGGUUUUAAGCAAAGAAGAACGACUCACAAUGACUAGAAAUGCUGUUUGGACUUUAUCGAAUUUGUGUCGAGGAAAGAAUCCACCAGCUGAUUUUUUAAAAAUUGUCAAAGGCCUACCGACACUUGCACGUCUCCUCAAUCACAACGAUGCUGAUAUUCUCAGUGACACUUGCUGGGCCAUUAGUUACUUAUCUGAUGGACCAAAUGAUAAAAUAAAAGCUGUCAUAGAUGCUGGUGUUUGUCGUCGUUUAGUUGAACUUCUUAUGCAUCCCCAAAAUAACGUAGUAACUGCAGCUUUACGAGCUGUUGGCAACAUAGUAACUGGCGAUGAUGUUCAAACGCAAGUUAUUCUAAAUUGCAACGCAUUACCUUGUAUAAGUGCAUUGUUGAGCUCUGAACUCGAAACCAUCAAAAAAGAAGCCUGCUGGACUAUUUCGAAUAUUGCUGCUGGCAAUCGUCAACAAAUUCAGGCUGUCAUUGAUGCAAAUAUAUUUCCAAUUUUAAUGAGUAUUCUCCAGACGUCAGAUUUUAAAACAAAAAAAGAAGCAGCAUGGGCCAUAACAAAUGCCACAAGCAGUGGUACAGCUGAACAAAUUAGAUAUUUGGUUCAUGUAGGGUGCAUUCCGCCAAUGUGUGAUUUCCUAACGGUAGUCGAUUCCGAUAUCGUCCAAGUAGCACUAAACGCUUUAGAGAACAUAUUGAAGGCCGGCCAAAAGAUCACAACCAGACCUAAUCCCUAUGCAAUGAUGAUUGAAGAAUGUGGAGGUCUUGAUAAAAUUGAAUAUCUUCAAUCGCAUGAAAAUCGUGACAUCUAUCACAAAUCCUUCUACAUCAUUGAACAAUACUUUGGCAAUGAAGAAGAAGAUGCCCGCGUUGCGCCCUCAGCAGAAAACAACCAAUACAAUUUUAAUCCCGAUCAGUCAGCUCCUCAUGGUGGUUUCAAUUUCUAACCCAACUAAUUAGAAACAUAAAAACAAAAAAUAUGGAAAUUUACAAUUAUUUGUCAUGCACACGUCUUUAAAAAAAAAAAAACGAAACAAAAAACAAAAAAAAUCAAUUUGCAAGAUUUUUAAACACAAAAAACAAACAAAAAAACGGAUAGCUCCUCUCCGAGCACGUUCGCGAAACGAAUGCAUAAAAAUAAUCCUAAAAAAAAAAGAAAACAAAAAUGACGAAACCAUCAAAAAAACACAUAGUUUCGCAUUUACACAUUUUUGUUGUUGUUUUAUUCAAUCGUGGGUUUUAUUAUAGCUAACGAAUAAUUUUUUUUUUCGUGUUUGCUUUUUUAAAAAAUAAUUUUUUUUGCUCGUGUAACAAUAUUUCUACAUAAUAUUAUUAUUAUUAAUUUUCAAUAUUCUUAAUUAAUUUGUUUUGUUAUGUAUAAUGUACAUAUUAUAUUAAACAUUUAAACUA